AUGUGCCGUUUUUUGGUAUACAAGGGUAGACAUGAGAUUCGUCUCAGCAAGCUCGUCACAGAACCUAGUCAUUCCAUCUUGACGCAGUCCUACGACUCCCGCUUAAGAUUGGAUAAUCGCCGACCUGUGAACGGUGAUGGCUUCGGGGUAGGUUUCUACACCGACCCAAAACUAGGCCCAGAGCCAUGCAUCUUCACAUCCACCAUCCCAGCCUGGAACUGCGAGAACCUGGAACGGCUCGCAAGCAAGACGUGCUCGAACCUCAUCUUCGCGCACGUUCGCGCCACGACAGAGGGCACGCUGUCCGACACUAACUGCCACCCUUUCCAGCACCAAACGCUGAUGUGGAUGCACAACGGCAAUGUCGGUGGAUGGCAUUACAUCAAGCGGACGCUGGCCGACUCGCUCGCGGACCGGUGGUACCUGGGUGUGAAGGGCGGGACGGAUAGCGAAUGGGCCUUUGCGCUGUUUCUCGACCUGCUCGAGAAGGAGGGCGUGGAUCCUAGCUCGGACCCAGGGCCGGAGGGCUUCGGGCAGGCGCUGCUGCGCAAGGUGAUGGUCAAGACCAUCGCUAAGAUCAAUGAGUUCAUCCGCGAUAUCCCCAAGCGGCAUAAUGUGUCUGGGGUGGAGACACGCAGUCUGCUCAAUUUCGCCGUGACGGACGGCCAUACCGUCGUCUGCACUCGCUACAUCAGUAGCAAGACGGAUGAGCCUGCUAGUCUGUACUUCUCGUCGGGAACCAAUUGGAAAGAAGGGAAAGACAAAGGCCACUUCAAGAUGGAGCGCCACGAUAAGGGAGCCGACAUUGUGCUGGUGGCCAGCGAGCCUAUCACAUUCGAGCGACAUAACUGGGUAUCUGUGCCCACCAACUCGAUAGUCACCAUCCACAAGCAGACCGUCCUGCUCCACCCCAUAAUAGACGAAUUUUAUAGCGAGGAUCUGAAUCACGAUCGCUCUUCAUGCUAUGCUGUUUCCAAGGGCCUUGUCAGCACUGCGCCUGGAACAACCGUGCAGCUUCAACAAACAGAGGGAUCAAACAGACCAGUCUCCGAGCCCAAAGAUCCUGCUGUUUGUGGCACAAGCCGCAUGGUUGACGCAAUUGACGUUCAGUUUUCCAACCAGUGCGCGUUGUCGCACUGA
Messenger RNA from Aspergillus clavatus NRRL 1, 1140 nucleotides. RefSeq names its product glutamine amidotransferase subunit DUG3. The record is from RefSeq and is a predicted model, not a curated record. The coding region runs from base 1 to 1140 and encodes 379 amino acids. NCBI's taxonomy places the organism in Eukaryota, Fungi, Ascomycota, Eurotiomycetes, Eurotiales, Aspergillaceae. The transcript is spliced from 4 exons.